This is a messenger RNA of Staurois parvus, 1157 nucleotides long. The record is from the annotation of a GenBank genome assembly. NCBI's taxonomy places the organism in Eukaryota, Metazoa, Chordata, Amphibia, Anura, Ranidae.
AGGAUGUCAGUAAAAAGCUAUCUUUACCCAUGGACAUUCGUUUACCUCCAGAAGUUCUUGCAAAACUGCAGAUGAAUAAUACAGAAGAUGAUCCAAAACCUUUGACAAGGAUAUCAAGAAGAGCUUCUUUGUCAGAUAUUGGAUUUGGAAAACUGGAGACGUAUGUGAAGCUGGACAAACUGGGAGAGGGUACGUACGCCACUGUGUUUAAAGGGCGCAGCAAGCUGACAGAGAACUUGGUAGCUCUUAAAGAAAUCAGACUAGAGCAUGAGGAAGGAGCACCAUGCACAGCUAUCAGAGAAGUGUCCCUUUUGAAGAAUCUGAAGCAUGCUAACAUUGUUACACUUCAUGAUAUCAUUCACACAAAUUAUUCUUUAACUUUAGUCUUUGAAUACCUGGAUAGUGACCUAAAACAAUAUCUGGAUAACUGUGGUAGCUUGAUGUCAAUGCACAAUGUAAAGAUAUUUAUGUUUCAGCUGCUUCGGGGCUUGUCAUACUGCCACCACAGAAAAGUCCUACACAGGGAUCUCAAGCCACAGAAUUUAUUAAUCAACGAAAAGGGAGAGUUAAAGCUAGCAGACUUUGGCCUUGCAAGAGCUAAGUCUGUACCCACCAAAACCUAUUCCAAUGAAGUCGUAACAUUAUGGUACCGACCACCAGAUGUCCUGCUGGGAUCAACAGAAUACAGCACACCUAUCGAUAUGUGGGGAGUUGGCUGUAUUUUGUAUGAAAUGGCCACUGGACGGCCAAUGUUUCCUGGCUCUACAGUGAAGGAAGAGCUGCAUUUAAUCUUUAGACUUCUUGGAACACCAACAGAGGAGACAUGGCCUGGAAUUACUUCUAACAAUGAAUUCAAAGCAUAUGGAUUCCCACAGUACCGAGCACAGCCCUUGAAAAGCCAAAUACCAAGACUUGAUUCUGAGGGGAUCGAUCUUCUAAACAGCCUUUUGCUGUAUGAAGACAAGAAAAGGAUAUCUGCAGAUGAAGGUCUAAGGCAUCCUUAUUUCAAAAGCCUUGGUGAAAGAAUACACACCCUGCCAGAGAAUGUCUCAAUCUUCACUUUUAAAGAAAUCCAGCUUCAGAAAGACCCUGGCUAUCGUGGCUCCAUCUUCCACCAGACAGGGCGUGGAAGAAACAGACGACAGAGUAUAUUCUAA